Paramecium pentaurelia is the source of this 2790-nucleotide messenger RNA. Lineage: Eukaryota; Ciliophora; Oligohymenophorea; Peniculida; Parameciidae. The record is from the annotation of a GenBank genome assembly.
AUGCUCAUGCAUCCUCAUAUCAAUGCUUAAUAAGGUUCCUCAUCAAGAUCUAUGUCAAUAUCUAUGGAUGAUUCAAUCAAUAUGUAAAUACAACCAAUUGUCUAAAAAAUGGUCAUUGUCAACUCACAUUAACUAUAAGUGAGAAAACCAUCUAAUUAAGCUCAAGAUAUUCUUCGUUCACCACCUACAGCCAGCUUAACUCCAUAACAAGCUUCAGAAAAACUUCCUUAGAAUGACCUAAAGGAUUUACUAUUAAUAGAUGAAGAACCAAGUAUUAAAGAAUAAUCAAUGUAAAUAAACCCAGAACCUAAAAAAAAGAAAAAGCAAAUUAAGAAUAACAUAAGUAAUGCAGAGAUGAUCAUUGAUGAAAAACCUUAAAAUUCAUAUAGUGAUGUACAAUGGAGUAAGUUACUUACUUCCAAAACGAGUGUCACUAAUCCUUCAUUCUAAUUAAAUUUUCUUUAAGAUAAAGCUGCAGAAUUCUUUUUUAAACAAUCUUCUUUAAAGUGGCUCAAACCAAAAUUACAAAAUACAUACUACUAUAUUAGUAGUGUUGUCUUAAGUGUUUACUUAUGUUUUUUCAUCACUAUUAUGUUAAUAGAUUUAGAAGAUGGAAUCUAUUAACAACCUAUAUACUAAGUUAUUUUAAUGACAUUUUGGUUGAUAGAUACAUUUAAUUAAAUUCUUUUUAUUCAAUAUAAAAACGGAGAGGAAAUCAAAUAAAUAGAAGAUCUUGUUACCAGAUAUUGUAAAUAUUAAUCAAUAUUUGAUAUUUUGACUAUAAUUCCUAUCAUAUUGUGUUUAAUUUAAAAAAAGAUACCUGCAAUUUAAUUAUUACAUCUUAUAAAUAUAUGGAAAAUCAGAAGAGUGUUUUAUGAAUUAUAAAUAAUAUUAGGUAAAUUCGCAUUGUACAUUUAUUAUAUUUUGGAACUUCAUUUCGUUUAAUUUAUAGCUUUGUCUAUUAUUCAAUUUUCGUUGGAUAAACAAUUAAAUUAUUUUGAUGAAUUCAUAGUAUUGUUUUAUAAAUCAGAGAAUGCUAAUGUUCUUACUUACAUUGUUAGGCUUCUCAUUCUAAUUUAUUAUUGUUAUUUCAUUUCAAGACUCAAUACUUAAGACAAGUGGAAAUUAAAUCAAUUUUCUAUUCAAAAUAAUACUAAGUAAAAAAUUAAUGGAUAUAUUAAUAAAUUAAAGAGUUAAUAAACUGUUGAUCUCAACUUCCUCGAAUAUUUACCUCAGCCAUAUAUUGAAGACUUCAAAAAUUAAAGGUAUAUGUAAAUGUUGUCUAAUAUACCUAUUUUUAAGUCUUCCUUUUCUGAAACCACACUUAAAGAAAUUUGCAAUCUUAUUCAAGAAUAUACUUACAAUCCUAAUUAAACUAUUCUCCUUUAAUAGACUCCAAAUCAAUAAUUAUACUUGAUUUUAUCAGGAGAUGUCAGAAUCUCAUAGAGAAGAGAAGAGACUCAAAAAAACUGUGAAUUUAAAUUAAAAGUUUUAAGUGAAGGUUAGAUAUUCAACAAUAAAGCCUUUUUUAAGAAUUCUUACUCUAAUAUAUGUGCAACUUCAAUAGGAUUCUCUUAGAUUGCUUAAUUGGAUAUUGAAUUAUUUUAGGAGUGUAUAAAACAUCAUUAUUAAGAGAAAUAGAAGUAUAAAAUGAUGUUGGAUUAGAUUGUACUCUAAGAAUUUUAUAAUUUGUGUUUAAUGCGUUGUUAUGCAUGUGGUAAAUUUCAUGAUAUUGAUGAAUGUGAUCAUGUACAUUAUGUUCCUAAGAAAUCUUUCCUGGUUUCUUACAUUUAAUCAAAUGAUGUUUAAGUAAGACAUCCAUAGAAAAGAAUACGAUGUAGACAAUAGAGAACGAAAUCUUAUAUGUUGAAGAUAGAAGAGAAUGCUUUACUCUAUUAGUAAUUGAACAUUGAAUCUGACAUAUCUGAAGAUCAUAAACAUUUAGAUGAGAUGAUAAGUAUUCAAUAACAACAUUAUUUGCGUGAAGUCACAAAUCCAUACACAGAUAGAUAAAAUUCAUUGUAACAAUCUUAGUAGACUCCUCAUAUGGCUUCAUAAUAAUCUUUAAGAGAAUCUAUACAAUCUCAAUAGCAGCCUGGACAUUAAUUAAUAGAUAUACCCAAUGUAAGUCCUGUUCAAUAUGUUCAAUAACCUCCUAGUGCAAUUUCACAUAGUUCGUAUGCAUAAUUAUUGAAGGAUGUAUCAGGGAAUCGGAAGAACUUUAAUGGAUCAUCUGAUAAAAACUCUAGUGGGAAUGUUUUUUCGUUACCUUACAGUAGUAAUGGAAGUAAAACAAACCCUAAUAAUGUUAUAUAGAAUAAGGAGAAGGAGGAUUUGAUAAGUAUUUAAUUAAAGAAGGCCAAAUUGAAAGAUAGUGUAUAUUAUCAUCAGAGAAGAAUAUAGAAUCAAAUAGAAAGUGAGGGUCCACAUACUCCAUCUAAGUAUUAGAAGUGUUAAACAACUGCACCACAAUUAUAGUAAAAUAAGACUUACAGAUCAGAUCGGAAAUCAAAUUCUUGCAUUUCUGAAUCUGAAAAAGGAGAAUAUUAAGUGCAAUAAUAAUAAUAAUAGGAGAAACCAACAUCUAAAUAUGGCAUAACAUCUUCAAAAUUUACUGGAGAAACUGCAAAAUAAUUUAUGAGGAAUCCUUUAGAAAUGCCAAAUAUUGAAUUUUAUUAAUCCUUUGAAAAGAGUAAUCAAUAUAGUGAUUACUUUCCAUAAUAUAAUGUUGAUUAAGCAAUUGACAGUUAUAAACAAUAUUAAUAAUCUAGAUCCAGUGCUAAUAAAUGA